CGUCGCCUGUCGGGGAAAAAAGCCCUCGCGAAUGGUGAUAUAUCGGAUGAGAAGAAGGCGAGGAUGGACGACGACAGCAUGGCCACGGACAAUAAUAAUAUCGGUGAAGGGACGAACACAGUGGUGCAGGAACUUCGUAAACAUCGUGGCACACUACGGAAAGCCGUCUUGAAGGACGUGCCGCUGAAGGAACGGCGUAAAACAGAGGCUACAAACAGUAGCGCCACAGCAGAUGAUGCAGCUACUACGAAUGCGACGGAACCGAUUCGCACGUUGAAGGACGAACUGAGUUUACUGACCACUUGGAUGGACAAGAUGACCUCGAACAUGAAUCUGUUUUUGGAAAUGCAUGGCAAGCUAACGCUUGUCAAUGAACAGAUCAAUCGUCGCAUGCAUCCACAGACAUUUGCCUCGCAGCAGCCAGUUAUUUCUUUUGAAGGAGAUAGCGAAACCCCGUCCGAAUCGUCCAGUGAAACACACAUGGAUGAAGGUGAUGAGAGCAGCACUGGAAGUAUUGAGAACUGGUGGGAUGACGAGGCGAUUGUGCCAUCCGGUGAAGAAAGUGCUGGUGAUGGGGCAGAAGAGGAAAGCUGGGAGGAUGAGGAUGAGGACGAUGAUGAAAUGGUUGCCGAGUGUGCAUCACAUAUUUCAUUUUACGCUCUUUCAUCAUUGGCGUUCUCGGUGCACUUGCCAUAUAAUGUGCCUAAAUGCUUCGCACUUUUGCGCGGUGAUGCUUAUUGGCUGCUAACGUUCUCCUCAAAAUACGCAAACGAUCUAGGAAAGAACUGUGAAAUAACCCUAUGUUAUCGAAAAGGUUGCGCACCAUUGCCACCACCAGGACACUACGGACAGCCGAAAGUACUGUACACAUGCAGUGGUGUGAAUCCAUCGAACAGUAUUAGCCGAGGACUGCGUCAUAUACCAGGCAGCCCGGAACGUAUCCUGGAUUUGCCCAAUUUUAUGGAUGACUACUACAGGAACGCGAUUCACUGGAGCUCAGACAACAUCAUAGCAGUUGCAUUAACCAAUUCUGUAUAUCUCUGGAACGCAUCAUCCGGCGAAAUUUCUGUAAGUGUUAUUUUCCAGUCCAUAGCUGCUAGCAAAAGCUAA
Molecule: messenger RNA, 1110 nt
Organism: Gongylonema pulchrum
Lineage: Eukaryota; Metazoa; Nematoda; Chromadorea; Rhabditida; Gongylonematidae
Source: the annotation of a GenBank genome assembly